This is a messenger RNA of Paramuricea clavata, 2583 nucleotides long. NCBI's taxonomy places the organism in Eukaryota, Metazoa, Cnidaria, Anthozoa, Malacalcyonacea, Plexauridae. The record is from the annotation of a GenBank genome assembly.
AAACAAUUCAUUUAAUAUUCCAAACGAAAAUUUUACGUGAAGGAGUGGUCGAGACAAUUUCAAACAAAAUUCACAUCAAACUUUGGGCUACAAAAUGGUUCAGACACGCGUCGCUGUUAUCGGUGCUGGCGCUGCAGGUCUGGCAAUGUGUCGAUAUUUGGUAAAUGAACCACAAAUUCACUUUGUUGCAUUUGAAAAAGCAUGCGACAUUGGCGGAGUUUGGCGUUAUACAAAGGACAGUGGACACGCUGUUAGUGAACAUAAUAGUACAGCAAUGUACAAAAACCUUAGGUAUUGUUGAUGUAAAUAACGUAUUUUAAUCAAAUAAGUGGGAAUAAUUGGAGCAGAAAUAAAUUUGAGAAUAUAAUGUACAGAAAAAUUUUAUUGCCCCCCCCCCCCCAACAAUUUUGGGAAAAGUAAUAUUAGUUAGUGGUCGAGAUGACUUGGCAAAAUGUUCAGCAAAACUUGGUCAAAAUAUCGGGAGACAAAAACACACAUACCUUGCAACGUCCCUGCACACAGACGUCUGACUAAGCAAAAAAAACCUAACUGCUGCCAUGCCUGUAAGAAGGUUGUUGUACUUGUACUCAAAUCUAAAGCUCUCUGAUGUUAUCCAGAUGGUAACCAGACUAUCUGUGAUAAUUUCUCUUCAUAACUGUCCAACACAUCCUACAUUGUUAUUUUACCCUUUCUUACACAAAAUAGAUUAAUCAGUAUGUCUGAUUUCUUGCAGGACAAAUUUACCCAAAGAGGUGAUGGCAUACCCAGAUCUACCAUUUCCACAGGACCUACCAUCUUUUAUAACAAAUGCAGACGUCCAAAAAUAUUUAGAAACCUACACAGAACACUUCAAUUUCAAGAAAUAUAUUAAAUUUAACCACCAAGUUCUGUCCAUUAAACCAGGAAAUAAAGAGAAAGAAGUGUGGGAUGUUGUUGUGAAGGAUUUAACUAAUGAAACAACUCAUAAAAUUGUUUUUGAUGCCAUUGUUGUAUGCAAUGGGUAGGUUAUUGCACAAAUAGAAUUUACUGUUUAUUGCAUGUAUGCCACAAUGGCUUUGUUUCCAUAUGUUUGCUAUUUUAUCAUGGCUGGCACACAUGAAGGUCCAUGAAGAUAAUAUCCUCUUAUUUAAAAUAUAAAACAAUGGUAACUCGAAAAUAAACAUUUUAAUUUUAAACGUUCAAUUAAAAAAAUACUUAAAAAAAAUUUAAAUUAAUUAAUUUUAAAAUGUUUAUUUUCAGAGUUACCAUUGCUUUAUAUUUUAUUAAAAUACUCAGUGGUUCCCGUAAUCCUCGUAUUUCCGAUAUGAAUAAGUUUCUCUUUGAUCUUGAGUCCAAAAACACAGGCCCAUGCACCCUUCAUAAUCUAUAUCUUUGUCUCCAAAUACAAGACUACUACAGUACUAGAUAUUAUGAAAAUAAUUAACAUCAUUUUCUCACUCAUGCAGAUAACUGAGGCCCUGUUAGAGUGGAUAUAUACAUGUCCCUCAUCUGAUAUUCAAAACGUAAUGUCCCUGUUUGAUAACAUUGCUAUGUCACAAUUUAGACAGACUUUUUUGUUUGCAAAAUUGCUAUUUCAUUUUCUAUAUGUCACCAUUUCAAGGCAAUGUCACCAGUCAGAAUUUACCCUAACAGGACCUCGUAUAACUAAAGGUUGACCACCAUCUGUUUCACAAUUGUGCUAAGUGAUAGGUUUUCAACUGUAGGAUACUAGGAUGUGCAGUUAAGAAAUAUCUUAAGCUAAUCUUUCAUGUUUACAGUCAUUAUUCAGUUCCACGGUUUCCAGAAAUUCCUGGAUUUGACUCAUUUCCUGGAAAGGUUAUCCACAGUGUUAACUACGACAAACCAGAAGACUACCAAAAUCAAGAUGUGGUUGUGUUGGGUGCAGGUUCUUCUGGAUUGGAUAUCGCCAUGGAACUUUCCAACUUUUCCAAGAAAGUGUUCCUUGUUCAUUUACGCAAUAAGCUUCCGGUUAAAUUUCCUGAAAACGUUCAAGAGGUGAUAGGAACAUUAACAACUUGUUUUCAAGAUGGGAGUAUUGAGAUAAACCAUGAAAAGUUGUUACAAAAUGUGAAUGCAAUUAUUCUGUGCACUGGUUAUAAUUAUUCGUUUUCGUUUCUGGAACCAGAAUGCGAUAUUAAUGUAACCAAUAGUCGUGUGACAUCACUGUAUAAACAUACAUUUUCUACUAAAUUCCCAAGUUUGUCAUUCAUCGGACUUUGCAUAAGGAUUUUGCCGUUUCUAACCUUCGCAGCACAAGCGCAGUGCAUUGCAGCUGUUUUAAGCGGAAGGAUAAUGUUACCGAACAAAGAGGAAAUGGUGCAGGAUGAAGCGUUUGAUUAUCAAGAGAGGUUAAAGCAGGGAUUGUCAAAAAACAUGAUGCAUUUGUUGGGUGUGGAACGACAUAUGCAAUAUUGUACAACAAUGGCAGAAAUGGCAGGAGUACCCUGCACUUUAUCACUACCUAUUCAAUCAUUAUUUUCCUAUGUCAGCAAAAUCAGGUUGCCAAAGCUGGCUAGUUAUAGAAAAUGCAAUUUUACUAUCAGUGGCGAUGAGUGGCAUGAAGUCAAAAAUUAUACUUCUUAA